AUGGGCGAUAUCGGUUCAGCCGACUUGGGCGAUCGCCAGCCAAUCCCAUAUCUAUGGGACGAACCUCAUGUCGUGUACAAACCAAUGACGCCCCGGGGUAAACUGCCAUCUUCUGACUGCCCAUAUGGCUUAUUCGACAUUUCGAUGGCGUUCCCAAAGCGUACUACAAUGGUAGCGCAUGAACGUCGGGUUAUUGCUUCCUACAAGGCACACGACGAAGAAGCUCGACCGCAAAGGCCACGAGCGGCUCCACCACCAAGAGGUUCUCCAUCGAGACGAGGGGGUCGAGCAUCAGCUGCUAGAGCUAUUUCAGGAGUAAUGGCGAGCAGAUCAUCGGUCAGUCCAACAAGGCGCAUGUCCACACGAAACAGGACGGGGCGCCCAAGUUCUCGAUCGAGAGGAAGAGGUCAGGGAUCGUCUUUUGCAUCAAGUUCGGGAGAACCCUCAAAAAGGAGGCGGACAAGGCUGACGAGCUCUACACUGAGAGAAAGAACUCAAGAAACAUUUGGUACUCCAAAUCCAGGAGAAUUCUUCGCAAUGAGACCGAAGUGGCUCUCGGAUUUUAGAUCGGGAGGAACAGCUCAAAAAACAUCUGAUAUAGCUCCUCUGGGAGAAUCUUCAAGCACACCGGAGACACUUCAAGCAAUGAUCAGUGCAUGGUUGUCGAACUCUGCAUUGGGACAAGGAGCUCUAGAAGCAUUUGCUACAGCUCCUCUGGGAGAAUUUUCAAACAGGCCAGAGGCGAGUCGAGCAAGGACUAAGACACGGCUCCCGGAUUCUCCACUAAGAGGAAAGGGUCAAGAAGCAUCAGCAGCAGUCUCUCUUGGAGAGUCUUCAAGCAGACCCAAAACAAGUCUACCAACCAUUCUGGGUUACGGCCAGAUAGAAGCAGAAGCUUCAACAGCUCAGGAAGCUACUCCAACAGAGUCCUUGAGGAGGACACGGCUCCCGGAUUCUCCCCUGAAAGAGAGGACCCAAGAAUCAUCUGCUACAGCUCCUCAAGGAGCGUUCUCAAGCAGAUCAGAGGCAAGUCCAGCAACCGUCGUGGGAGAUGACGAAGCAGAAAGUUCAACAGCUCGAAACCCUCUUCCAGGAAAGUCUCUAGGCAGAUUGGAGGGAAGUCCAGCAACCAUUGUCGGUGACAAUCAGAAAAAAGCAGCCACCUCAGCGCCCCCAGCUCGAGCUCCACCAGUACCCCAGAGAUAUGCUAAUCUAUCAGCCCUGUCUCCUCCCUGGGCUGCAGUGCACGAGCCUGGCCAUCUCUCGGAUCUUGGCCUGGUAGCAACGCAGUACGAAAUUUUGCGCAAUACUCCAGCUGAUCAAAGCCUUUCCUCAAGUUCUAAGAAGAUCAAGAUGGUAGCAACUAAAACUGGCAAUGCUCCGCCGAUCAAGCUACUGUCUACUGCUAUUCUCCGAGAGUACCUGGAGGACUCAUGA
Molecule: messenger RNA, 1437 nt
Organism: Mollisia scopiformis
Lineage: Eukaryota; Fungi; Ascomycota; Leotiomycetes; Helotiales; Mollisiaceae
Exons: 1
Coding region: 1-1437 (478 amino acids)
Source: RefSeq, a predicted model, not a curated record